Molecule: messenger RNA, 1615 nt
Organism: Cylicocyclus nassatus
Lineage: Eukaryota; Metazoa; Nematoda; Chromadorea; Rhabditida; Strongylidae
Source: the annotation of a GenBank genome assembly
AGAUAACCUUGAGAGACUGAAGCCUAUGAGAAGAGCAACUGCAAAGCAAAAAUCCCGAUUGUAAAGCAUUUUUACCUACUUUUAUUUCUGUUUAAAAUCCCUACUCUACAAAAAUGGCCGCUGGACUGCAAAUAAUAUUGGCCAUUGUUAUGUUUCUGACGACUGCUAUAGCAGGAUUUCUACCCAUCAAGCUCUUGAGCUAUCUCGACAAGAAACAGCGUGACAAUAAAAAACAUGGAACUUGGCUAUCAUUGCUCUCUUGUUUUUCCGGUGGAGUAUUUCUCGGCACAUGCUUCCUUGACAUUAUUCCACACAUCAAUGAGAACUAUGAGGACUUCAAAUUGGAAUCCAACGCGACCAUUGAGUUUCCGCUACCUCAGUUUUGUACUUGCAUUGGAUUCUUCUUGGUGUACUUGAUCGAGGAAAUAUGCAUGAAGGUGUUUUCGAUGAAGCACGAUCACCACCAUAGCAGUUCUGUCGUGAAAGUCGAGAAAGCGCCACCACCACCACCAGGGCCGCCAACUCACAAGGAGAAUCUCAACCUCAGAAGUUGCGAGGCUCUUCUGAAGGACAACUGCGAACUGCCGAGGAACGGAUGCCAGACUCACAGAUUCAGCCUGGUAAUGGAGGAGACGGCGAACUACGCCGUUGCAGACCCGCACGAGGGAUCGCUGCUGAAGUCGAUCACCUUCGCUGUCGCCAUGUCAUUUCACUCCAUUUUGGAAGGUUUUGCCCUUGGUGUGCAGAGCACCACUGCUCGGAUAGUCACACUGUUCGUAUCGCUGAUUCUGCACAAAGGCGUUGAAGCCUUCUCCGUUGGAUUGCAAAUAUCAAAAGGAAACAGCGAUAAGUUGAAAGCUGUGGUGGCCACCAUUCUAGUUUACGCAUUGAUGACUCCUUUGGGUUCCGGGCUUGGCACACUUUUGCAGUUAUCCAAUAUUAGCAAGCUGUGGAAGGAUGGUGCUGUUCUAAUCCUGGAAUCGCUUGCUGCCGGAACAUUUAUCUAUGUCACCUUCCUUGAGGUACUGGCUCAAGAAAAAGACAAAGGACACAACAGCCUGAAGCAAUUGCUUGCAAUCUUUAUCGGGUUCGGAGUAGUUGCUGGUUUACAACUCGCUUUCGGUGAUCAUGAUGGCGGCCACGAAGGACCCCACCUUCACACGAUACCUCUUACUAGCACUCCUUUACCGCUGCACUAGCGCUGGUGGGGUACCAAAUAGGAGCGAACAGUGGGCGAGUUGCAUGUUGGAGAGUUGCUCGAUAAGGAACUAAUCGUCGCCAUCACUUCACCCUUUCCCACCUAGCAGUUUUGCUCUUCCCAUUCUUUUCACUCCCAUCCCAGGCAUCAGUCCAUCAUAUCAAUGGUCGUUUCGACAGAUCAUUACCAUGUAGCUUUAUUCUUAGACCAGGAACAGGUGAUUUCUCCUCGUGAAAUCUUUCGUUUCAUAUCGGUUUGUGUGUGUACUCGCGCUGAACGCGAGGGCAACCUGUAUCUCGCUGUCGUUGAACCACUCAAUAUAUGGGUAGAAACGCGUUUGAUUCACUUAUUUUUUCUUUUUGUUUUUUUCAGUUGAUAAGUACUUGUUGUCAGACUAGAAUAAAUAUAUAAUCAAUG